Messenger RNA from Lepisosteus oculatus (spotted gar), 13695 nucleotides. RefSeq names its product WD repeat and FYVE domain containing 3 (gene wdfy3). The record is from RefSeq and is a predicted model, not a curated record. NCBI's taxonomy places the organism in Eukaryota, Metazoa, Chordata, Actinopteri, Semionotiformes, Lepisosteidae. Gene Ontology annotation, biological process: aggrephagy. Gene Ontology annotation, molecular function: metal ion binding; protein binding.
CUGGCUGUGUUGUUGGGAUGUUGAGGAUUAAAGAUGGCCACCAGCAGGCGGAGCAGGGACAGUAGGCACUUCGGGAUUACGGCAUUAUUUAUUUUAUAUGGAUGAAAAGAGGACUAGAAAGACGUCAUUAAUAGCCUACAAAUACACCAUCCUUUUCCUUAUCCCUGUUCCUUGUCGACAUAAACACCGAUAAACUGGGCUGGCUUUGGUCUGAAGAAGCCUCUUAAAAUGAACAUGGUUAAGAGGAUUAUGGGGCGUCCCCGGCAGGAGGAGUGCAGCCCGCAGGACAAUGCCCUGGGACUCAUGCAUUUGCGUCGCCUCUUCUCAGAGCUCUGCCACCCGCCACGCCACAUGACGCAGAAGGAACAGGAAGAGAAGCUCUAUAUGAUGCUUCCAGUUUUCAACAGGGUUUUUGGGAAUGCUCCUCCGAGUACAAUGACUGAGAAAUUUUCAGAUCUGCUGCAGUUCACAACUCAAGUGUCACGGCUGAUGGUGACAGAGAUCAGACGGAGAGCAUCCAAUAAAUCAACAGAGGCAGCAAGCCGGGCCAUAGUUCAAUUCCUGGAGGUGAACCAGAGCGAGGAGGCUAGCCGAGGGUGGAUGCUGUUGACCACCAUCAACCUGCUGGCAUCUUCUGGACAGAAAACAGUGGACUGCAUGACUACAAUGUCAGUGCCAUCCACGCUGGUCAAAUGUUUGUACCUGUUCUUUGACUUACCCCAUGUGCCCGAAGCCCCAGGGGCAGCACAGACAGAGCUGCCCCUCGCCGACCGCAGAGCUUUGCUACAGAAAGUCUUCGUGCAGAUACUUGUGAAGCUCUGUAGCUUUGUGUCCCCAGCAGAGGAGCUGGCUCAGAAGGAUGACCUCCAGCUCUUGUUCAGUGCAAUAACAUCAUGGUGUCCUCCCCACAACCUCCCCUGGAGGAAGAGUGCAGGGGAAGUGCUCAUGACAAUCUCUCGGCACGGCUUGAGUGUCAAUGUAGUCAAAUACAUACAUGAGAAAGAGUGUUUGGCCACUUGCAUACAGAAUAUGCAGCAGUCUGAUGACCUUUCACCUUUGGAGAUCGUGGAGAUGUUUGCUGGGCUCUCAUGCUUUCUUAAAGACUCGAGUGAUGUAUCACAAACCCUGCUUGAUGAUUUCAGGAUGUGCCAAGGAUACACUUUUUUGUGUGACCUUAUGCUAAGAUUAGAACAAGCAAAAGAAGAUGAUUCCAAAGAUGCUCUGAAAGACUUGGUGAACUUGGUGACCUCUCUGACAACUUAUGGUGUGAAUGAGCUCAAACCUGCUGGUCUCACUACAGGAGCACCCUUCCUUUUACCUGGGUUUGUAGUGCCACAGCCCUCCGGAAAAGGUCAUGCAGUGAGGAAUAUCCAGGCCUUUUCAGUACUUCAGAAUGCCUUUCUAAAAGCUAAAACUAGCCGAUUAUCCCAAAUCAUUCUGGAUGCUAUUUCAAAUAUUUACGUGGCGGAUAACGCUAAUUACUUCAUUCUGGAAUCCCAGCACACUUUGUCUCAGUUUGCUGAAAAGAUAUCCAAGCAAUUGGAAGUACAAGGCAAAUAUUUUGAGCUCUUGGAGUUUGUGGUGUUCAGCUUGAAUUACAUCCCUUGCAAAGAACUCUUCAGUGUGAGCGUGCUUCUGAAGUCCAGCACUUCAUACCAGUGCAGCAUCACCGCUGUGCGGACACUGCUCAAGUUUAGCCGUCAUGACCCUAUCUUCGGUGACGUCUUUAGAGAAGUGGGACUGCUGGAGGUCAUGGUCAACCUUCUGCACAAAUAUGCUGCUCUCCUGAAAGAUCCCACACAAGCUUUCAAUGAACAAGGUGAUUCUAAAAAUAACAGCUUAAUGGAAGACCAAAAGCAGCUGGCGUGGUUAGUGAUGGAAACUUUAACAGUUCUUCUUCAAGGCUCAAACACAAAUGCAGGUGUUUUUCGGGAGUUUGGAGGUGCCAGGUGUGUCCAUAAUAUAGUAAAAUACCCCCAGUGCCGAGAGCAUGCUCUGAUGAUCAUCCAGCAGCUGGUGCUGUCCCCCAGUGGAGAUGACGACAUGGGCACUCUUUUAGGAUUAAUGCAUUCAGCACCAUGUACAGAGCUGCAGCUGAAAACGGACAUACUGAAGGCACUUCUUGCUGUCCUGAGAGAGAGCCAUCGCACCAGGACAGUGUUCAGAAAGGUGGGGGGGUUCGUUUACGUCACAUCUUUGCUCGUCGCUAUGGAACGGUCUCUGUGCUGCCCCCCAAAGAAUGGCUGGGAGAAGGUCAUCCAGAACCAAGUGUUCGAGCUCCUGCACACCGUCUUUUGCACGCUGACUGCUGCAAUGCGGUACGAACCCGCUAACUCGCACUUCUUCCGCACGGAAAUCCAGUAUGAGAAGCUGGCAGACGCUGUGAGGUUGUUGGGCUGCUUCUCUGACUCCAAGAAAAUUGGCCUAGCAACUGUUGUCCCGUCCAACUCACAGCCAUUUCAAAGAUUGCUGGAGGAUGAUGUGAUUCCUGUGGACAGUGUGUGUCCCACUCUGAGACAUUGCAGCAAGCUCUUCAUAUUCUUGUACAAGAUGGCCACUGAUUCCUUUGACAGUCGUGCUGAGCAGGUGCCUCCGUGCCUGACACACGAGACCUCCCUGCCCUCUCCUUGGGGCACUCCAGCUCUCUCCAGAAAGAGACAUGGCUAUCAUGGCGUCUCUGCCCCAACCUCAUCUCUGUCCAUGAAGGCUGUCACUGACCUGAAGCUACACCUAGGCGCCCCUCCCUUGCACUCCCCUGAUGCAGUGAUCAUUCACCCCGGAGCAGGGCUAGCCAUGUUGGACCUCCUUGCCUCCGUCACCUCUGAAAUGCAGCCUGAGCAUGCCCUGGACCUUCAGCUUGCCAUAGCAAACAUCCUGCAGCUGCUGGUCCACUCUGAGAGGAACCAGCAGAUAAUGUGUGAAGCUGGCCUCCAUUCCCGGCUCCUCCAGCGCUGCAGUUGUGCCCUGUCCGAUGAGGAUCACCCACUGCACCCUCCGCUGCAGAGGAUGUUUGAGAGACUUGCAUCACAGGCUUUGCAGCCCAUGGUCCUGAGGGAGUUCCUUCGCUUGGGAAAUCCCUUGAAUUGUGGGGCAUGGGACAAGAAGCUUCUGAAACAGUACCGCGUCCACAAACCAAGUUCUCUGAGUUAUGAAGCUGAAAUGAGGAACAGUAUGACAAUGUCAAUGGAGGGAUUUGGCCCUGACAGUGUGUUUACUGUGAAUGAAGAUAACAGUCAGUACAGAAUAAGCAGAAGUCUGGUUAGAUCAGCAGAAGGAAGCACAGUACCUUUGACCAGAGUGAAGUGCCUGGUCUCCAUGACAACCCCACAUGAUAUCAGACUUCAUGGCUCAUCAGUCACCCCGGGCUUUGUGGAGUUUGACACGUCUCUUGAAGGGUUUGGGUGUCUUUUCCUGCCCAGUCUGGCUCCCCACAAUGCACCAUCCAGUAAUGUCAAUGCAUCUGGGGUGAAUGACGGGGCUGUUGUCAGUGGAAUAGGAAAUGGUGAGAGACUGUUUCCUCCUCCCUCUGGUUUGACAUACUCCUCCUGGUUUUGUAUCGAGCGCUUCAGUAGUCCUCCCCACAACCACCCUGUGAGGCUGAUCACAGUGGUACGUCGGGCCACCUCCUCUGAGCAGCACUACAUCUGCCUGGCCAUUGUUCUUUCAGCCAAGGACCGAUCGCUCAUUGUGUCCACCAAGGAGGAGCUGCUGCAGAACUAUGUGGAUGACUUCAGUGAGGAGUCUUCCUUCUACGAGAUCCUUCCUUGCUGUGCACGUUUCCGCUGUGGAGAUCUCAUCAGUGAGGGACAGUGGCAUCACCUAGUCUUGGUGAUGAGUAAAGGCAUGUUAAAGAACAGUGCUGCCACGCUCUACAUAGAUGGGCAGCUAGUGAACACAGUCAAGCUCCACUAUGUACACAGCACACCUGGAGGUUCUGGUUCAGCCAACCCACCAGUGGUCAGCACUGUAUACAGCUACAUUGGCACCCCCCCUGCCCAGCGCCAGCUUUCCACUCUGGUGUGGCGUCUGGGACCCACACAUUUCUUGGAAGAGGUCCUGCCAGCUUCCAGCGUUUCCACUAUAUAUGAACUGGGACCCAACUAUGUGGGUAGCUUUCAGGCAGUCUGCCUCCCAUGUAAAGACUCAAAGGCUGAGGCUGCUGCUUCAUCUCCUGUGGCCCUAGUGCCUGAAGAGAAGGUGUCCUUUGGGCUAUAUGCCCUCUCUGUGUCCUCACUCACUGUGGCCAAGAUUAGGAAGGUCUACAACAAGCUGGACAGCAAAGCCAUUGCCAAGCAGUUAGCAGUGUCCUCUCAUGAAAAUGCAACUCCAGUCAAGCUGUUACACAACUCUGCUGGACAUCUCAAUGGACCGGCACGUACUAUUGGUGCUGCUGUCAUCGGUUACCUUGGUGUAAGAGCUUUUGUUCCAAAGCCAGUUGCAACAAACUUGCAGUAUAUUGGAGGGGCAGCUGCCAUCCUUGGCUUGGUUGCCAUGGCGUCAGAUGUGGAAGGGCUGUAUGCUGCAGUGAAAGCUCUGGUGUGUGUUGUAAAGAGCAACCCUCUGGCCAGCAAGGAGAUGGAGAGAAUCAAAGGCUACCAGUUACUGGCAAUGCUGCUGAAGAAGAAACGUUCCCUUCUGAACAGCCAUAUUCUUCACCUCACCUUUUCCCUAGUGGGCACAGUUGACAGUGGUCACGAAACUUCCAUCAUUCCCAAUUCCACAGCUUUUCAGGACCUGCUCUGUGACUUUGAGGUCUGGCUUCAUGCUCCGUAUGAACUGCAUCUGUCGUUGUUUGAGCAUUUCAUUGAACUCUUAACUGAGUCAAGUGAGGCAGCUAAAAAUGCCAAGUUAAUGAGAGAGUUCCAGCUCAUUCCCAAGUUGCUGCUGACCCUUCGAGAUACUUCUCUCUCCCAGCCUACUAUAGCUGCGAUCAGCAAUGUCCUCAGUCUCCUUCUACAGGGCUUCCCAAACAGCUAUGAUCUUCUCAGGUUUGGCCAGUUCAUUUCCUCCACUCUGCCCACUUUUGCUGUCUGUGAGAAAUUUGUGGUCAUGGAGGUCAACAAUGAAGAGAAAAUAGAUGGAGGAAAUGAAGAUGAUUUUGGAGGCCUACUUUCUGCCAGCCUUAUCUUGUUAAGAAAUAGGCUCCUUGACAUUUUACUCAAACUGCUCUUCAUUUGCAAAGAGAAGUCUACUGUUAAUAUACAAGCAUGUGAGGAGCUGGUAAAGACACUUGGGUUCGACUGGCUUCUGAUGUUCAUGGAGGAGCACCUGCACUCCACUACUGUUACUGCUGCCAUGAGGAUUUUGGUAGUCCUGCUCAGCAACCAGACUAUUCUAUCACGCUUCAAAGAAGGUCUGUCUGGGGGUGGAUGGCUGGACCAGACUGACUCAGUCCUCACCAACAAAAUUGGCACAGUGCUAGGUUUCAAUGUGGGCAGAAGUGCUGGAGGCCGGUCAACAGUGAGGGAGAUUAAUCGGGAUGCCUGUCACUUCCCUGGGUUCCCUGUGCUCCAGACCUUCCUGCCCAAACACACCAAUGUGCCAGACCUCUACUUCUUGCUCAUGGCCCUGUUUCUGCAGCAGCCUGUCACUGAGCUACCCGAGAACCUGCAGGUAAAUUUUGAUCUGGACUCAAUCUGGACCUUUAUCUUCGGAGUUCCAGCCUCCAGUGGGGCUGUGGUGGGAUCCAUUCACAAUGUCUGCACAGAGGCUGCCUUUCUUCUGCUUGCAAUGCUCAGGAGUAUGCUCAAUUUACCAUGGCAGUCAGAGGAGGAGGGCUCAUGGCUUAGAGAAUACCCUGUGACUUUGAUGCAGUUCUUUCGGUACCUUUAUCAUAAUGUGCCAGAUUUAGCUCCGAUGUGGAUCAGCCCAGAAUUCCUCUGUGCAUUGGCAGCGACUGUCUUUCCGUUCAAUAUCAGACCGUACUCAGAGAUGGUGAGCGACCUGGACGAUGAAGUUGGCUCUCCAGCUGAAGAGUUUAAAGCCUUUGCUGUCGACACUGGCAUGAACAGGAGCCAGUCUGAAUACUGCAAUGUUGGCUCCAAAACCUACCUGACCAAUCAUCCGGCUAAGAAAUAUGUCUUUGAUUUCAUGAGGGUGCUGAUCAUGGAGAACUUGUGCAUGACCCCGGCCAGUAAACAGACUCCGAUUAUUGACCUGCUUCUGGAGGCUUCUCCAGAAAGAUCAACAAGAACCCAACAGAAGGAGUUUCAGUCUUAUAUCCUGGACAGUGUUAUGGAGCACCUUCUUGCAGCUGAUGUCUUGUUAGGAGAAGAUGCAUCACUGCCUAUCACAAGUGGUGGCAGUUACCAUGUCCUGGUGAACAACGUGUUCUAUUUUACCCAGCGUGUGGUGGACAAGCUGUGGCAAGGGAUGUUUAACAAGGAGUCCAAGCUGGUGGUGGAGUUUAUCAUCCAGCUCAUUGGGCAGUCUAAGAGGAGAUCUCAAGGCUUAUCCCUGGACCCCAUCUAUCACUGCCUGAACAGGACCAUCCUCUACCAGCUCUCCCGGCCACACAAGACCGUUCCUCAGCAGGUGGCACUGCUGGACGCUCUGCGUGUGCUCACUGUCAACCGCAACCUCAUCCUGGGCCCAGGCAACCAUGACCAGGAGUUCAUUGCUUGUCUGGCUCAUUGUUUCAUCAACCUCCAUGUGGGAAGCAGCGUUGAUGGCUUUGGUCUGGAAGCCGAAGCUAGAAUGACUACAUGGCACAUCAUGAUGCCUUCUGACAUUGAACCUGAUGGGCCACACAGCCAGGAUGUCAGUGAAGGUCGUCAACUUCUGCUGAAAGCAGUGAACAGAGUUUGGACUGAGCUCAUUCUCAGUAAGAAGCAAGCCUUGGAAGAAAUAUUCAAAGUGCCCUUGCCUGUGAAUGACCGUGGCCAUGUAGAUAUUGUCACUGCACGAGCCCACAUAGAAGAGGCAGCUGCUAAGAGUUGGCAGAAUCAUCUAGCCCAUGAGAAGAAGAGUAUCAGCCGGGGAGAAGCCAUAGCUCCCGUCUCACAGUCCAAGCUGUCCAGAGUCAGCAGUGGCUUCGGCCUGUCCAAGCUGACAGGAGCGCGGCGCAAUAGGAAAGAAAGCGGGCUCAAUAAAAGUAAUCUCUCUGCUCAGGAAACCUUCCAGUGGAUGUUUACCCACAUUGCUGUUGUUCGGGAUCUGGUGGCCAUGCAGUAUAAGGAGUAUCAAGAAAGGCAACAGAAUGCCCUGAAGUAUGUAACUGAGGAGUGGGCUCAGAUAGAGUAUGAGUUAUUGAGAGAAAGGGGCCUUUGGGGGCCACCAAUUGGAUCCCACCUGGAUAAGUUCCUGCUGGAGAUGACUGAAGGACCCUGCCGGAUGAGGAAGAAGAUGGUGCGCAAUGACAUGUUUUACAUCCACUACCCCUAUGUUCCAGACACAGAGCAAGACACCAGCUCCCAGAAACCCACCCGUUACCGAAGAGCCAUAAGUUAUGACAGCAAGGAGUACUACAUGCGUGUCCUCUCUGGAAAUCCAGGCAUGUAUCAGCACUCCAUUGAGCAGAGCUCAGAGGGGGAGACUACACAGCAUGAGCCUGAGCAUGGAGAGGACACUAUCGCCAAAGUCAAAGGCUUAGUGAAGCCCCCACUGAAACGCUCACGCUCCACUGCUGACGGGGCAGAUGAAGACAGCCAGGAGCAGCUGCAAGACCAGUUGCUGGAAUCUGGGGCCAUGGAUGAGGAAGAGAAGACAGAUAAUACUACUCUGCUGAGGUUACUGGAAGAGGGAGAGAAGAUUCAGCACAUGUAUCGGUGUGCCAGGGUUCAAGGCCUUGACACAAGCGAGGGACUGCUGUUGUUUGGGAAGGAACAUUUCUACGUGAUUGAUGGCUUCACCAUGACAAUUACAAGAGAAAUCAGGGACAUUGAAACCCUGCCUCCGAAUAUGCACGAGCCCAUUAUCCCCAGAGGUGCCAGGCAAGGUCAGAGCCAGCUGAAGAGAACCUGCAGUAUUUUUGCCUAUGAAGACAUAAAGGAAGUGCACAAACGUCGAUACCUCUUACAGCCUAUUGCAGUAGAAGUAUUUUCUGGUGAUGGGCGGAAUUACCUGCUGGCAUUCCAAAAAGGAGUUCGAAACAAAGUCUAUCAGAGGUUUCUGGCUGUUGUGCCCUCUCUGGCAGACAGUUCAGAGUCUGUAUCAGGCCAGCGGCCUAACACCAGUGUGGAGCAAGGAUCCGGUUUGCUGAGUACUUUGGUUGGUGAGAAGUCAGUAACACAGAGAUGGGAGCGAGGAGAGAUCAGCAAUUUUCAAUACUUGAUGCACCUGAACACACUUGCUGGCAGGUCUUACAAUGACCUCAUGCAGUACCCAGUCUUCCCCUGGAUUCUGGCUGACUAUGAUUCUGAGGAAUUGGACCUCACAAAUCCCAAAACAUUCCGGAACCUGGCGAAGCCUAUGGGAGCACAGACUGAUGACAGGCUAUUGCAGUAUAAAAAGAGAUUUAAGGACUGGGAAGAUCCUAAUGGGGAAACUCCUGCCUAUCAUUAUGGGACACACUACUCCUCAGCAAUGAUCGUGGCCUCAUACUUGGUUAGAAUGGAGCCUUUCACACAGAUCUUCCUUAGGCUUCAGGGAGGUCAUUUUGACCUUGCUGACAGAAUGUUUCAUAGUGUCAGAGAAGCCUGGUUAUCAGCAUCCAAACACAACAUGGCCGAUGUCAAAGAACUUAUCCCUGAAUUCUUCUACCUCCCAGAGUUUCUCCUUAACUCUAAUAACUUUGACUUAGGCAGCAAACAGAAUGGCAUUAAGCUUGGAGAUGUGAUACUGCCCCCUUGGGCAAAAGGAGACCCCAGAGAAUUUAUCCGGGUCCAUCGAGAGGCUCUGGAGUGUGACUAUGUCAGCGCCCACCUUCACGAGUGGAUAGACCUGAUUUUUGGGUUCAAGCAGCAAGGGCCUCCAGCAGUGGAAGCGGUAAAUGUGUUUCAUCACCUCUUCUAUGAGGGCCAGGUGGAUAUCUACAACAUCAAUGACCCACUGAAGGAAACUGCCACCAUUGGAUUCAUUAACAAUUUUGGACAGAUACCCAAACAGCUAUUUAAGAAACCUCACCCCCCAAAACGGGUCCGGAGCAAGUCAAAUGGAGAGAUUCCAGGGAUCCCAGCUUCUCUGAGCUCUGCUGGAGACAAGAUCUUCUUUCAUCAUCUGGAUAAUUUGCGCCCUUCUCUGGCUCCAGUUAAAGAACUGAAGGAACCAGUGGGACAGAUUGUCUGUACAGACAAAGGUAUCUUAGCCGUGGAACAGAACAAGGUUCUCAUCCCUCCAGCCUGGAACAAGACCUUUGCCUGGGGCUAUGCGGAUCUCAGCUGCAGACUGGCAAAUUAUGAGUCUGAUAAGGCUGCUAUUGUGUAUGAGUGCCUGUCUGAAUGGGGUCAGAUCCUCUGUGCUAUUUGUCCAAACCCUAAGCUGGUGAUUACUGGAGGCACAAGCACUGCGAUCUGUGUAUGGGAGAUGGGAACAUCCAAAGAGAAAGCAAAGACACUCACACUAAAACAGGCUUUGCUGGGUCACACAGAUGCUGUGACAUGUCUGACAGCAUCCUCAGCCUAUCACAUCAUCGUCAGUGGCUCCAGAGACCGCACUUGCAUCAUAUGGGACCUCAACAAGCUGGCCUUUGUUACACAGUUACGAGGUCACAGGGCUCCUGUGUCAGCUCUCUGUAUCAAUGAGCUAACAGGAGACAUUGUAUCCAGUGGUGGUACUUACAUCCAUGUGUGGAGCAUCAAUGGCAGCCCAAUUGUGAGUGUUAAUACCUUUACUGGACGGAGCCAGCAAAUCCUUUGCUGCUGUGUGUCUGAGAUGAACGAAUGGGAUACCCAGAAUGUCAUAGUCACAGGACACUCUGAUGGAGUUGUGCGGUUUUGGAGAAUGGAGUUUCUGCAGGUUCCUGAGACUCCAGCUCCAGAGCCAGUAGAGAUACCUGAUGUGCCUGACUGCUGUGCAGAAGACAAAAUCGAAGGACAAGUGGCUCAUGAUGAUGACAGCAGUGACUCCGAUGGAGAUGAUCAAAGUACCAGUCAGGAAGCCAAGCCACGAGUGACCCACAGCCAGCAGGGCAGCGCCAUUCAUAGGCCAAAGAGCUCUGUGAACAGGCCGGGUACUUCCUGGUCUGCUGACAGCGGUUCGGAUGAUUCUCGACGGUGGUCAGACACUCUCAGCUUGGAUGAGAAAGAUGGCUUUGUGUUUGUGAAUUACUCCGAGGGCCAGACCAGAUUCCCAGUGCAGGCACACCCACAACCUAUACCACAGAGCAGUAUACACCCACAGCCUAGUGCACUAGCACAUGGGCCAGUAGAACCCAGGCACUACAACAAACUGCGACCAGCAGGCUAUAGAUGGGAACGGCAGCUAGUUUUCAGGAGCAAACUGACUAUGCACACUGCUUUUGAUCGGAAAGACAAUGCUCAUCCAGCUGAAAUCACCUCUCUGGGCAUCUCAAAGGACCACAGUAAGAUCCUCGUGGGUGAUGGCCGAGGUCGGGUGUUUAGCUGGUCAGUGAGUGACCAACCCGGCCGCUCAGCUGCAGACCACUGGGUGAAGGAUGAGGUGGUGGACAGUUGUUCAGGAUGCACAGUGAGAUUCUCCCUCACAGAGCGGCGCCACCACUGCAGGAACUGCGGCCAGCUCUUCUGCCAGAAGUGUAGUCGAUUCCAAUCGGAAAUCAAGCGUCUGAAAAUCUCUUCCCCAGUGAGAGUGUGUCAGAACUGUUAUUACAACCUGCAGCAUGAAAGGGGAUCUGAAGAGGGCUGCAGAAACUAGCGACCCCCAUCGAUGAAAUGGCCUGGCAGAACCACUGGCAUUGAUACAUUGAUUCUGUGCUGUUUUCUUGUUAGGCUUUGUGAGACAGAAAGGAAUUUGAAUGGAGUCUGGACAUUCACAUGCAUUUAUUUGUACUGUGUAUAAAGCACUGAUUUAGAAAAAGGGAUCACCAAUUGCAUUUAAGCGUAUUGUUCCGUAUGUGGCAGAUAGAUGUGAUGGGGUAAAAAAUCAGAUCUGGUGAUUUUUGAAAAAGGUGUUUUCCCCAUUCAUGUCUUUGCUUGGUCUUGCCGUUAAUGCUAACUAAACAUCUUUAAGGAAACACUGGCUUUUUAGAUUUUAGAUAGAUGGUAUAUUAGGCCUCCACACAAAACUAAAUGAAUCUGUUUAUAUUGUAAAUAAAUGCAAUGGCCUUUUUAACAAAAAUAAUUAAAACACUUUUGCCUGUUACAUAGAAAUUCUGACUAACCACUAUUCACUUUAAAAAAUGAAUAGAAGAGUUUAGUCAACAUUACUAGUUACAGAAUCCCAGGGGGGAUAGAUGGGGGAUUAUGAAUGUUAGUAAAAAUGACCAUGUAUUGACAUAUUAUUGUGUUUUAAGUGCAACAAACUCUUAGUGUUUGAUUGCAACAUGUAUCAUGUUUAUAUGUUGCCCACAGUAUCUAUACAUCUGCUCAUAACUCAAUUCACAGAAACAAAACAAAACCUCUCAUGUUUCCAGAGCUCAAAACAAUAUUUACAUGGAGUGUGCUUGGGAAACAGUAUGUUCACUAAAAACAGCUGGCACUGCAUUAUAUCAUCUCAGUGUUUUUGGCAUAAAUGUUUCUUUAGUUGUAUAUAGUCUAUUCCUUCUAUAAAAGCUAUGGCCAGGAGACUGGCAUGGCUCUUAAGAUUGACCACUUUGUUCUGUAGAAAGCAGCUUGAAGAAACAUAUCAUUGAAGGCUGGUUCUUCUCCUUAUUAAGCUUAUUAAUGUGUGAAAGGAAGGAAAAUUAUGGCAAAUAUUUCAGUGCAGCUGAAUUAAGAAUUAUGUCAGUGGUACACACAAAAUAAUGUGAAAUCCUGACAGUGAUUUUACAGAAGGGUUAACAAUUUGCUGACUCUAUCACAUGUUUUGAGAAUGAUUUUACUACACCCAAAUUAAUUUGGCAUUAUGCACCUACUUGUUCUUGUUCUAAGGAAGGAUUAUUUGUGUGCAGAUUUUAUAUCAAUAAGAUGUCAUCAGUAAUUUAUAAGGUGAGAUUUCCUUUCUUUAAUUCAAAUGUUUUUUUCUGUCUUCUGUUUCUUCUUUUUUUUUAAAUGUGAUUUGUUUUCAUUCUAAGCAUUUUCAUUUUCAUUUCCAAAGCAAAACUAAUUUAAAAAUUGGAAAUAUAAUGGUAUAUUUUUCUAAUACCCAUUAAAUAGCUUUAUAAUUAGUUUUGUAUCCAGCACACUUUUGAAUGUGAAUCAGAAAUUACACGUUUGGAGAUUCAUAAUGUAAAUUUACUCAUUGACUAAGAUUAUUUUCUACAUUAUGUUUUAAGUGUUUUAAGUGUUGAUGCACACAGUGCUGCAUAUAUACUGCCAGUAAUUGUGCAGGUUGCCACAAGGAAGGAACACUUCCUUCAGCGUUAUGGAACCAUCAUUAUAAAAAGCAUUUUGUGGCCUUGGAGAGAAGCUGUUUAUGGCAAUAUUUGCAGAUCAAAUGAACCCACUGAAGGCUUUGUGAACUUGCAUACAGAGGAGUGUCAAAUAGUGUAAGUGGUGAGUGUUUAGCAAAACUGGUAAACUUCACAAUGUUUGUGUGCGCCCUUCCUUAAUGAUAUUGUUAAAUCUUGGGAAUUCAAAGCAAGGGAAUGUACAAAAUAACAAUUUUUAGAUGUUCACUAUAUGCUUCUUUGCAAAAAAAGAAUAAAAUGCAACAAAACAUUUUAUAAUGGAAUUUCAGUGUUUCAAUGUCUGUAGGGACAAACCUCUUUAUAAUAUGAAUUUAGAAGUUACUUAUGAGAUCAGAUAUAUUUGCUUUUUCCUAAACUGUCAUUUUUGUAUCGGUACUGUGGGCAACCAUUUAUUGAAAUGCUGCUUUAAUGGUUAGAACCUUAUUGGAUGACUUUGUUUUCUGUGUCAUACUUGUGAAAUGUUUUCAUAAACCUUUCGUUAUAUGUAAUAUAAGUAGAACUGUGCAUUUUAUUUUGUACAUUUUAGAUGGUAGCCAUUAUCCCCCUUCUCCGCCAUGUAGCGUGCACUCUAUUGUUAUUAUUGUUAGAAUAAUUAAUGUACUGUAUGUAUAUUUAGUGUGCAAUUGUAACAUCAAGCUGAUAGAGACCUGCUGUCUUAUAGCAGCUUCCAGAAACUUAAUGGUAAACUGUUCUGAGAGUUAUUUUGCACCUUCUUAUGUACAAACUGUAAGGAACCAUAAUUUUAUCAGAUACAUUUUUAUUUGAGCGCUAUCAUUUUAAUGGACACAUUUCUUUACAGUAAAUGAACUGUAUAAAGUAUUUAUGCAAUUAUACUGUUUUUUUUUAUUUCAGCAAGUUUUGUUACUUGUUGCAUGAUUAACACAGCUGACUUUCUGUGUCAGUGCAAUGUAUAUGUUUUAUUUUAUUUUGUUUCAUAAGGCAUUAACUAAUUACUUGUAAGCCCAGAAAGACCAUUAUGUGUACAGUUAUGAUGAGAAUACUGGAAAACUGACAGAACUCUGGUGGAAUUUUGUACUAUAUAUGAAAAACAACAGGUGAAAUCCUUGGGUUAUUUUUUUGGUGGUCUUGUGCUAGACUGAUGCAUUACUACAGUAUCUAGCGUGCAAUCUGUGAUAGCUGAAUGUUCAUUGUAUAUUUGUCUUCAGUAAAACCUCAAAAACUAGGAUAACCCAACAAAAAUAUGUAACUAUAAUGCAAUAGUUCUGGUACUAAUUUUUUUUUUCAAUUAAAUUCCUGCUAUUUGCCACCAA